AUGGAUAACACACUUCCAAUGUGCUUGACAAUUAUCGCAUUGGAAGAGCUAAAGAGACUUCUUACACCAAUUGAGAGAUUGCCUCUAAGGUUAGGUGGAGAAUCUGGUAGCGAAUACAUAAACAGACUACUACAUGCCCAUCCUGAUUUAUGCAAAGAAAAAUUGAGAUUAGAUAGAAAUAUAUUUGUGGAUCUUGUUACAUGCAUGAAAAAUAAAAAUUUAUUAUCGGAUGGUCGUUACAUAUCUGUGGCUGAGCAAUUAGGAAUAUUUUUAUAUAUCAUGGCUAAAGGCAGUUCUUAUCGUGAUGCUGCCGGUCGAUUUCAGCACUCUAUUGCAACAAUUGGGUUGUACUUUAAACAAGUACUGGAAGCAAUGGAUUGUGUUGGAGCAUUGGAUGGGACUCAUAUAAAUGCAGUUGUAAGCGAUGAUGAUGGUAGUGCUCAUGAUAUUACUGAAUGGAACCAUUGCUUAACUGUACCAGAAUUUCGAUUUCCCCAUCCACCUCCAGGAAAAUAUUAUCUAGUAGAUUCUGGAUAUCCGAAUACCGUUGGAUAUUUGAGUCCAAUAAAAGAAAAAGAUAUUAGAACCCAUUUGCCUGAAUUUCGAAAUGGUCCACCACCACAAGGCAUGCUUGAACUUUUUAAUUAUCUUCACUCUUCACUUCGAACAACGAUCGAGAGAUGUUUUGGACAAUUAAAAGGUCGAUGGAAAAUAUUGACAAUGAUGCCACAAAUGGACACUAAACAUCAAUUGGCUAUUAUGGUUGCUACAUUCACACUUCACAAUUUUAUUCGAUUACAUGAGUUGGAUAUACCCAUUGAUAGUGGUAUAGAAAUCGAACCAAGAGCAGAUUAUGAUUUGUUUAACGAGAAUCGUAAAGCUGUAAUGAAAGAAGUACAACUUAAUAUAGCGAAGGAAAUUUGGAACGUCUUGUAA
Molecule: messenger RNA, 936 nt
Organism: Chenopodium quinoa (quinoa)
Lineage: Eukaryota; Viridiplantae; Streptophyta; Magnoliopsida; Caryophyllales; Amaranthaceae
Exons: 4
Coding region: 1-936 (311 amino acids)
Source: RefSeq, a predicted model, not a curated record